This is a messenger RNA of Thamnophis elegans (Western terrestrial garter snake), 1144 nucleotides long. RefSeq lists its product as uncharacterized. NCBI's taxonomy places the organism in Eukaryota, Metazoa, Chordata, Lepidosauria, Squamata, Natricidae. The transcript has 5 exons. The coding region runs from base 231 to 1016 and encodes 261 amino acids. The record is from RefSeq and is a predicted model, not a curated record.
ACCGCUUAGAGAGGGCUGAAAGCCCUAUGAAGCGGUAUAUAAGUCCACUGCUAUUGCUAUUGCUAUUGCUGUUGAGAGUUUAGACACUUGAUGAGUCAAGUUGUGUUCUCAACUCAGUUGUGUUGAGAGGUGACCAGAGAAUAGCAGAGCUAUUUCAACCUAGAGUUACAAACCUUCUCCUUCACUGAUAGCAUCUGCUUCCAGUUCUAGAGGUCACUCUUCACAGCAGGAUGUCUGAUAGGCUGAAAAAGUUGUCCUUCCUGAAGAAGAAGGACAACCAAAAGUCUCAUCCACAGAUCAAUAAAGACAACCAGGAAGCCCAGUUCUCUAGCUCCCGCCCGUCCAGUUUCUCAGCCAGUCAGCGACUCUCUCAAGUCUUCCCUCUGCUUCUGACGUCUUCCCCAGCUCCAAUGGAACUCAGGAAGAAGGUUCAGCUUCCAGCUCUGGUGCUGCCUGAUUUGGCAGGCAGAGCAACUGCCAAGACCCCUCUGGGGCUUUCUCAGAUGGAGAUCAAGGGUAGCCGGAAGGAGCGCCCUCCCUUGCCAAGGGUGCCCGAGAAGGAAAAGUCUCAGAGGAGCCACCUCACCCAGGGGAGAAAAUGCUCCCCAAACGCCGUCCCAUCUUCCUAUUCAGAACUCUCUGAUGAAUACGUUAGCUAUUUGUGGGACAGCAAGAAGCCGCUAAAAAGAUCAGUCAAAGAAAUCUUGGACUCCAUGGAGGACAGUGAAAUAUUAGAGGCCAUCUUCAACCAUCUUCAUCCUCUCCAGAUCUACCUGUACAGAUAUUAUGGGUUAAAGCUGAGGAACUGCAGGAGGAAGGAGCUUGCAAAGGACCAUAUAAAAAGACUUGUGGUGUUCUCAGUUGCAGACGAGGCAGACAAAGAGGGAAUCUCGGAAACCAUCCGCCUCGCUGCAUUUCGUCAUCUGCUCGAAAUCCUCCAGAUCCUCAGGGAGGUUGGCCCCAAUCAAACGCUGAGGAGACGGUCUCUCUUGGGUGGCUCCUGUCAAAUCCUGUGAGGAGAGAUGAGGCGCAGACAGCUGAGACUCCAAAAUAUAUUCCAGUGGUAACUGCCAUGGUCACAAAGCUUCUGCAGAUUUUUCUUUUUUUCUUUUUUUGUUGAAAAUGUUUAUUGUUUUAAUUAAAC